Molecule: messenger RNA, 1148 nt
Organism: Cantharellus anzutake
Lineage: Eukaryota; Fungi; Basidiomycota; Agaricomycetes; Cantharellales; Hydnaceae
Exons: 8
Coding region: 1-1017 (338 amino acids)
Molecular function (GO): oxidoreductase activity, acting on the CH-OH group of donors, NAD or NADP as acceptor
Source: RefSeq, a predicted model, not a curated record
AUGCCUUCCCUCGCGUCCCCAGCAAAGGUCCUAGUAACUGCUGCAAAUGGCUUUAUUGCGACAUGGAUCGUCUUCGUCCUCAUCAAUCGAGGCUACAACGUCAUCGGAACGGUGAGGUCAGCGCCGAAGGGGGAUUUUCUAAAGAAGAAGUUCGGAGAUAAAUUUGAUUUCGUUAUCGUUGAAAAUCUUGAAGGGAAUGCAUUCGACGAAGCCGUCAAGUCCACAAACCCCGAUGCCAUCAUCCACACUGCGACACCCAUCGAUGUCUCCGGUGAUCCUCAAUCUAUCAUUAGGCUGGCUGUAGAGGGGACUCUUGGGAUUCUUCAAAGUGCUCGGCAAUUUGGGCACAACGUCAAGCGAAUAGUGAUUACAUCAUCUAUAGCAUCUAUAUUGGAAUCCAAGGAUGUCCCCUCAUACACCUUCACGGAGGACGACUGGAACUCGGAGUCCGAGAAAAUCGUUGAGCGAGAGGGAACGAAUGCACCAGCAGGGCACACGUAUCGAGCAAGCAAGACCAAGGCCGAACAAGCUGCCUGGAAGUUCAUCGACGAAAAUAAGGGCUUGCACUUUGAUCUGACUACUAUCUUGCCUAGUGUGGUCUUUGGGCCGAUCCUACACGAGGUCAAGGACGUAUCUGCCUUGAAUGCUACUAUCGCGUUGUUCCGUUACAGCGUGUUCAAAGGCGCUCCCCUGGGCACCUUUUCUAACAAUUUCGUGGACGUCCGAGAUGUCGCUCUUGCGCAUGUUUUAGCCCUAGAGGUGCCAGAGGGAGGUGGGGAACGCAUUAUUACAUCCAGCGCGCCUUUCUUCUACCAGCAAGCGAUCGACGCACUGGUUGCAGCCGGAUAUAACAUCCCUCUUCGUGAGCCAUGGGAGGACACUUCGGUUCCACAUGCGGCUAUAGCGAACAACGCGAAGUCGAAGAAAAUCUUGGGAAUCAAUUAUCGAGAUAUCAAAGAGACGUCCGUGGAUACCUAUGCAGAGUUGCAGGGGCGAUUCCCGGAAUCAUUCCCUUGAGCGAUCAGAUCAUCCUUCUUGGAACCGAUGUAACGUAAAAGAUUUCAAAAGACCGCGGAGUCAUGUACCCCCGAACCGCUUGUACCACCUCACAUGUAAAUCGAUAGGCUUAUGAGCCACAAUUUAGGUCU